Messenger RNA from Myiozetetes cayanensis, 1090 nucleotides. RefSeq names its product fibroblast growth factor binding protein 1 (gene FGFBP1). NCBI's taxonomy places the organism in Eukaryota, Metazoa, Chordata, Aves, Passeriformes, Tyrannidae. The record is from RefSeq and is a predicted model, not a curated record. The transcript has a single exon. Gene Ontology annotation, molecular function: growth factor binding. Gene Ontology annotation, biological process: cell-cell signaling. The coding region runs from base 32 to 748 and encodes 238 amino acids.
UUUGAAGGCAGAUAACAGCAAAACAUAGACCAUGAGGAUCAAGAGCUUUGGACUCCUUUGUGUGUUGAUGCUGGUCUCCCAGAUGCUGCUAGCCAAUUGUGAAAGACAGAAGGAAAGAAAAAAGGGAAGACAAGGUUUAAAAGGUGGUGGAAAAACCCCAACUGAAUCUACCCAAGGAAUUGAAAAAGGGCGGAAAUCAAAAGGAGGAAAAUCGUCUGCUAGAGGCAAGUUUGAAACCAAAGAAAAUGCUGAGUGCACCUGGGCAGUGACAGACAUGAGUGCUGCUACUGUGCAUGUAGAGUGCAAGCAGGGUGACAGCACAUUCUGGUGUGAAUUCUCUGGAGACCCUUCCAGCUGUGCACAGUAUGCAGCAAACCAGAAAUCCUACUGGAAACAGGUCUCCCGAUCCCUAAAGAAGCAGAGGCAGAUCUGUCAAGACCCCAAAAGCGUACUAAAAUCUAAAGUGUGCCGGAAAGGCCCACAAAGUGCUCACCUCAGGUUGACCCACUCAAGCCUACUAACAGCAGUGGGUCCUGACACAGGGAACACAAAGCAUCACGCACAAGAAGUUGUUCUGUCUCCAGCAGCUGCCUCUGUGUCUGAAAAAUCACUAGAACAGAGUCCUCAGGACUGUGUUGAAGAUGUAGAUUACAUUGACCAGAAAAAAGUGGCUGAGGAAUACUGUCCAGAAAGUUUGCUUUCUUUCUGCAACUUCUUUAUCACAAUGGUCCAAGACAAACGAUGCUGAGGAGGUGUUUCUAAAGCUCUGUAUCGUGAAAGUCCAGUUUCACCUAAGUUACUGCAAACUAUUACAGGUUUUAUUCUUAUGUUAUAUAGUGUAUAUAAGAAAAAAGGAAUAUAUUUUUCUGAUUUUGUAUAUGCACAACAGACUACACUUAACAGAAAUGAAGAUGUUAUAAAUUUCAUUUGCCCAUAGAUUGCUACACAAGUAUCACCAGUGGAUGUUAUGUACUCUAUACAGAAGUGUGUGAGUUGUCUCCUUGGCCCCCUUUGAGCUGUGCUAGCCAAAGUGGUGAAUUCAGUGCUAUGCACUUCUUGGUUAUGUACAAUGCUUUUGACCUAAAAAUUG